AUGGAAGCCACUGGCAUCUACAUUCUCUUUUCAUUGUGUGUCCAGCUCAAGUUGCAACACCACCACCACUCCUUUGGCACCAAUGGAACGCAAGACCGCUACACCCGGUUGCUUUUGAAGAGGGGUAGCACGAACCUGACAGCACCAUUAUCUCUAUCGGUCCUGGAGCCAGCCUUGGAACAGCGAGGUUUAGAGACGGUACUACGGGCCACCUCCGCCACCACCUCAAACCUAGCGCCGUUUGAGAACCUAAACUAUCCAGCGGCCUCUCAGCUUCCUGGUGUAGUUGGCGAUGGUCACGAUGGGAGUUUGAUUUCUCAAUGGUACAUCAGCAAUCCUUUGCAAAGAUGGUCCGAUCCUGCAAAGAAUGCAUACGAUAAUACGAUUGUUAUCCUGAAAAAAGACCUCACAGAUGAGGAGUACCAGCAGUUACGGCUCCAAAGCCAGCAUUCCAUGAACGAUGUGCAGUCUGCGGUUGAGUCAGCCCGACAGGAGUAUCAGACGAAGUCAAAAGGAUCCAAGACCCAGUCUGCUUUAACAACCUGUUCAUCGAGAAUCAUGUUCUAUGGAGCAAUAUUUGAUACCUUCUCUCAACAUCAUCCUGAGUACGUGUCCUUAGGCUGGGGUGCCUUAAAGUUUUUGUUCGUUGCUGUCCUCAACCAUGAAGAGCUUCUUGUUGAAAUAUCCAAAGCAGUCUCUCGGAUCGCACUCGUACUGCCUAGGACCGAGCUACACUCUGUGCUUUACCCCACGCCACGGAUGCAGGAAGCUGUAUCACAGCUAUACGCAAAGAUAAUAGAGUUCGCCUUGAUGGCAAUCAAGUGGUACAAGAAAGGCAAAUUAUCUCACUCCUUCACAGCCAUCAUCAAGCCAUUCAGUCUGGGGUUUAAACCCAUCGUCGAGGAGAUCGCCGAGCGGUCCAAGCACGUCGAUGAGCUGGCCAGCGCAGCGGUCAAAGCCGAGAUCAGAGAUCUGCAUGUAAACAUCCACAGGCAAAACAAGACUAUACUGCAAUUGACAGAAAUGGUUUCCUUCAUGCAACAGCAACAGUCUCUACAGACACAGUCACUACUGGCGUUGAAGGAAGAGCACAAACAAAUGUUCAGAGUCAGCCAACUUGAGGACAUCAGAACAGUCGCACUACUGGAAGAUACAGCCGUUGCGGAUGAUAGCCUGGCAUGGUGCCGGUCAAUGCGAAAUCGACGGAGGCAGAAAGCACCCACACAACUCCCUCUACCAGAAUUAUACAAACUCAAGACCUGGGCAAGCGAUCCCUCCUCUUCCCUCUUACUUGCGGAAGGACAAGGAGUAAAGACGAGCUCGCUCGAUUUUGCAGCCGAUUUCCUCGACAUUGUGCUUGAGCACGGGUACCCCGUCAUCUGGGCCUUGUCUUCAAUCAUCACUAAGGUCGAUGAUGAUAGUCUAGCACCGUCGAUCUCCGGAAUAAUUCGGUCACUCAUAUCACAAGCUCUAGCACUGAACGAUGCCGUGGUAAGCGAAGGUACUAAUCCGCUCACGCCCAAACACUUCAAGUCGGCUGUCAGCAUUACCCAGUGGUUCGAUAUACUCGAGCGUUGUGUGUCAACUUUCCAGCGACUUUUCAUUGUUUUAGACAUGAGUGCAAUCGAAGCUGCUUUGGAGCAAAGAGAAGCCGACGAAGAGUAUUUUAGGGUCAGUGACUUCAUGGAUCGGAUCGUAAGCAUGUCACAAUCGAAAGGAAGAACUGUCAAAGUCAUCGUUGUAUCAUGGAGGUUUAGUGCAAAUACCUCUAUAGAUGCCGAAUCCAUUUUCGACGAUAGGCAUCUGUUCACUGACAGGGGACGGAAGAUUGAGCGACUGAUGAAGCAGCCCAGGUUCAGGGCUGCGUUCAAAAGAAAACAUCAGAACUUCAACGACAGGUUCAGAUCGUCGAUUACUCUGGGAGAUGGUUGA
Molecule: messenger RNA, 1932 nt
Organism: Colletotrichum lupini
Lineage: Eukaryota; Fungi; Ascomycota; Sordariomycetes; Glomerellales; Glomerellaceae
Exons: 7
Coding region: 1-1932 (643 amino acids)
Source: RefSeq, a predicted model, not a curated record